CGGCGGCGACUGCCCCCGGCGAAGCGGAGCUAACAAGUAUACAUUGCAGUGUACUAAAAGCUUCCUCACAAACCCUAAAUCCCUCUCGUUUCUCUGUGAAGCCUCAACCAUGGCUUCUCGCAGACUCGCAUCAACAUUUCUCCGAUCCUCCCUCCGCCGAUCCACCUCCUCCAAGUCCCCCUUCUCAGCCCCCAGAGCUCCUUCUCCCUCCCCCGCAUCCCACCGCCCCUCCCCCUAUGGCUACCUCCUCUCUCGCGCCGCGGAGUACGCCACCUCCGCCGCCGCCUCCGCCGCCCCCUCUGCACCGCCUGCCCCACCUAAGAAGGAAGGCGGCAGGGGGAAGAUCACCGACGAGUUCACCGGGGCUGGCGCGAUCGGGCAGGUGUGCCAGGUCAUUGGUGCCGUCGUCGAUGUGAGGUUCGACGAUGGCCUGCCACCGAUCCUCACUGCCCUCGAGGUGCAGGACCACUCGAUCAGGCUGGUGCUCGAGGUGGCCCAGCACUUGGGAGAGAAUGUGGUCAGGACCAUUGCUAUGGACGGGACCGAGGGGCUCGUCCGAGGUCAGCCCGUGCUCAACACCGGGUCUCCUAUCACUGUGCCUGUGGGUAGGGCCACUCUUGGCCGUAUCGUGAAUGUCAUUGGAGAGCCUAUUGAUGAGAGAGGCGAACUCAAGACCGACCAUUAUUUACCCAUCCAUAGAGAGGCUCCUGCCUUUGUUGAGCAAGCAACCGAACAGCAAAUCCUCGUUACUGGCAUUAAGGUUGUUGACCUCCUUGCACCCUACCAAAGAGGUGGCAAGAUUGGGCUGUUUGGGGGUGCUGGUGUUGGGAAGACUGUGCUUAUUAUGGAGCUUAUCAACAAUGUUGCUAAAGCUCAUGGUGGGUUCUCUGUGUUUGCUGGAGUUGGGGAGCGUACUCGUGAGGGCAAUGACUUAUACAGGGAAAUGAUGGAGAGUGGUGUCAUCAAGCUAGGUGACAAGCAGGCUGAAAGCAAAUGUGCCCUUGUUUAUGGCCAAAUGAAUGAGCCUCCGGGUGCCCGUGCCCGUGUUGGUCUAACUGGGCUGACUGUCGCUGAGCACUUUAGAGAUGCUGAAGGGCAGGACGUGCUUCUUUUCAUCGACAACAUUUUCCGUUUUACCCAGGCUAACUCAGAGGUGUCUGCUCUGUUGGGUCGUAUCCCUUCUGCUGUCGGAUACCAACCCACUUUGGCUACUGAUCUUGGAGGCCUUCAGGAGCGUAUCACUACAACAAAGAAAGGUUCAAUCACAUCAGUGCAGGCUAUUUAUGUGCCCGCUGAUGACUUGACUGACCCUGCUCCUGCUACCACUUUUGCUCACUUGGAUGCCACAACUGUGUUGUCUCGGCAGAUUUCAGAGCUGGGAAUUUACCCUGCCGUGGAUCCACUAGAUUCCACUUCCCGUAUGCUGUCCCCCCACAUUUUGGGGGAGGACCACUACAACACUGCCCGUGGAGUUCAGAAGGUCCUUCAGAACUACAAGAACCUUCAAGAUAUCAUUGCCAUUCUGGGUAUGGACGAACUCAGUGAAGACGACAAACUUACAGUGGCUCGUGCUCGUAAGAUUCAGCGUUUCCUGAGCCAGCCUUUCCAUGUUGCUGAGGUCUUCACGGGUGCUCCUGGGAAGUAUGUGGAGUUGAAGGAGAGCAUCAACAGUUUCCAGGGAGUAUUGGACGGGAAGUACGAUGAUCUUCCAGAACAAUCGUUUUACAUGGUUGGAGGAAUUGAGGAGGUCAUUGCCAAGGCAGAGAAGAUCGCCAAGGAAUCUGCCUCUUAAAUCAAGAUCCUCUCCCCCUGGCCUCUUCUAGUUCAGUCUGUCUCGACAAUUGCGACAAAAUCAAUAAUUCGGGUGUUGUUACCCUGUGAGAGGAUUUGCUUUGGUUCCUUUUUUGUCAGAUCAGAUACUUCAGGAUGUCUCCUUGCCUUUCCUGAGUCUAAUUAUGGAAAGGAAAUGGAGUUGAAGGGCUUCAGCUACCAUGCCUCUUCUCUUAGUGCUGUCCUCAUGAGGAUAUUGUUGAACGAGGUGGUGGCAUGUACAUUUUUAUUUUUUGGGUUUUGAUGUCCUUGGCACAUUGGAUGCUCCGACAUUGCAAAGACAAAUUUUCCAAAGUAUAUUUUGAUCCAUAUUAUGUGCUUUUGCAUCAACAAUAA
This is a messenger RNA of Punica granatum (pomegranate), 2166 nucleotides long. The record is from RefSeq and is a predicted model, not a curated record. Lineage: Eukaryota; Viridiplantae; Streptophyta; Magnoliopsida; Myrtales; Lythraceae.